AUGUCGGUUUCAACAAUUGCACUUAAGCUCUCGAGAUUUCCGUGGAGAAGAGCACCUGUUUACACUCUACGUAUAUGUAAUCUUCGUUUGCCUUUAUUGAAUUUUCGGUGGACACGUGGUUACUCAAGCAAUAAAGAAGUUUGUUAUGCAAAUUCUCAUGAUUUUAGCUUAAUCGAUCUAACCGAGCUUGCCAACAACCCAAAAGCUCAGAAUAACGUAAUUAACCAAAUUGUUCAGCUUCUGGAAAAGAAGGAGAAAGAACAGAGAGAUUUGUUGAGAGAUUUGUUGGAAAAGAAGGAGAAAGAACAGAAAGAGUUGUUGAGAGAUUUGUUGGAAAAGAAGGUUGUUUUGAUGGAAAAGAAGGAGAAAGAACAGAAAGAUUUGUUGGAAAAGAAGGAGAAAGAGCAGAGAGAUUUGUUGGAAAAGAAGAAUAAUGAGCGUGAAGAUUUGUUGGAAAAGAAGGAGAAAGAACAAAGAGAUUUAUUGGAAAAGAAGAAUAAUGAGC
This is a messenger RNA of Funneliformis geosporum, 505 nucleotides long. Lineage: Eukaryota; Fungi; Glomeromycota; Glomeromycetes; Glomerales; Glomeraceae. The record is from the annotation of a GenBank genome assembly.